Cotesia congregata is the source of this 2793-nucleotide messenger RNA. Lineage: Eukaryota; Metazoa; Arthropoda; Insecta; Hymenoptera; Braconidae. The record is from the annotation of a GenBank genome assembly.
AUGGCUGGUUAUAGAAUCUUCCUGACUGGAAUAUUUCCUUAUGGAAAGUCGCUUAUUUUUCGAUACAAUAGUGAAGUGAAAGCUGACUUCACAGAAGUAAGAACUUCUGCAUCCCACUAUUUCAUCGAUGGACAAUUUCACAUCACUCAUGAUACUGGCAAUCAAAAUUUUGAUAGGGCAUUCAUAGUUACACUUCAAAAUGCAAUUAUUUCGUUGAAGAAUGGAAAUAAAACUUCGGAAGAAACUUCAUACCCUACGGGUACUUCUGAUGCGCUAAAAGUACUUCAAGGCCCAUUCGGUUUAAUUUUCGCAGAAUCGGGAAACAACACAAUUCAUGGGCAAUGUAAAACGAGUUAUCAUGUUCAGCCAGAAAACUCAGCUUCUAAAAAUUCAAAAAUAUUUUCGGUGAUGAAAUUCAUGUCACCGAAAGAAUGCAGCAAAAAUAAGCUUUCUAGUUUUAAUUUUCUUGAUGUAAUCCUUUGUACUUUACCAGAAGAGGAAAAUUCGAAUGCAGCCAGUACAAAAGUCUAUGAAUUUAAAAUAGAAGACAAUAAUCUUUUGCUUCAAAAGCUUAGCACUCAUGGAGAAACCAGUUUCUUCCCUUUCUACCACAAUUUUAAGGCUUCUCAAGUUACGUACAGCACUAAAUUAACUCUGGAGAGUAUCAAACCAUCAUCGGAAUAUGCGGGCCCCACUAUUAAUUUUGACAGUGUACCAUCAACUCGUGAUUGGAGCUAUCAACACACGAAAAGCCUCUACGCAGAAAAUGCAGCUACGGAUUUUACUGAAGGACGUCACGUUGUCGAUCAAAAUUAUCUUCUGAAUGAGAUAAAGGAAAUGUUGAUCGAUGCUGCGAAUUAUUUUGCAGAGAAUCAUAUCAAAACUGAAGAACCCGACUGGCAGCGAAGCAAGGUCAUCAACAAUAUUCGUGAAGCUUUAACUUAUCUUGAAGUUUCGUCAUUUCAUAGAAUAUUCUCCAAAAUUCAAAGCAAUACAACUCCAGCUAAGAAAGUCAUAAAGUGGUUUUUCAUAACUAUUGUAGCUCAAGUUGGGACUGAUGCAGCAAACCUGUUUGCAUUUGAUAUCAUAAAGAGUAAAAGUAUCACUGAUCUUGAGGCAAUAGAAACAGUGGCAACACUUCCUUUCUAUGUAAGAACACCUAGUGAAAAUCUUUUAACUCAAUGGGAAGAAUUCGCUAAUUCCACCAAAGCUUUAUCACUGAAUGUCUAUAAAGCAAUUCUUCUUGCCACUGCUACUAUGGUUCUACGGCUUGCAGAAGUGCAUAACAUGCAAGGAGGACUCAGUGCUAAUGUAUUGUCCCCGAUUCUUCGAGGCGUAAUUGAAGUGCGUCCGCGUGUCGAUUACGUCCGAUUGCUCUCAAUUGGAGCAAGUUUAAGAUCUUUAUACUUCGAUCAAGAUAAUGCGAUAAGUAUUCUUUGGUCGAUGAUGGCUAAUACUUCUCUUCCUUUGAAACUGCGUAUUGGAUCAUACAAUAUACUUCUGCAGCAAUCGCGAACAAUGACUGAUUUCUUGCGCCUCCAUUGGUUCAUGACGAACGAAAAAAAUGAACACCUUUACAAUUUCCAUAUCACGACUCUCAAAGGUUUUGCGCAAUCACAUUGUCCAUGUUUUGCUAAAAUGCACGAAUACUCUUCUAAAAUUUUGGAAUUAACGCCACCUCAUUCUCCAGUAUCUGGAAAUUUAACAGCUUUAUAUGUAAUCGAUACCAUGAAUGAUGAGGGUGAUGGUCUGCAGAUUAAAAUUACAGUUGUUCGCGAUGAAGAUACUGAAGUACCGGAAAUUAUCUACUUGCAGCAGUUCAUAAUGAAAAAUCAUAGAAUCACCAGCUAUUGGGCUCUCUACAUACAAUCUGACGGCAUGGAUAAUUUAUUGAAGAGCGUAAACAACGACUUUUUGAAAUUCUUUGAAGGCCCGAUCACCACAACCUUCAUUUUUGAUUUUCUCAGGAAAUUUUCAGUUGCUAUGACGUUGUCGAAAGAUUCAUUCCUAGAUAUACUAUUAUUCUACCGAGACCAGGCAGUCAUGGUUAAUUACUACGAUCAUGAAACUUUCAACACUUUCAAUAAUGAUGUCAAAGAACUUGUCGAACACUUUAGUUACCUCGAUUCAUACCAUAUAUUCUUUCAAAAUAUGUACGAAGAAUAUGUUGUCAGUGACUUUGGAGUACCGGUUGUAUUUGGAGCGUCAUCUCCAGCUGUUAUUUCUUUGAAAGCACAAACCGAUGAUCAGGUAGCUGGAAAUUUGCGUGGAAUUGCUUCUGCAAAAAUGUGGCUGUCCCAUGAUUACUUUGUGGCAGUAUACAAUCCUAUUAAUGACCUCUGGCAAUCUGCUGAGAAAUUGUCAGUUGUCAAUACUGAUGUUUCGUACCAAUUUGAAUUCAAAAACAGCUCUGACCAUGAACUCUUACAAUAUAUCGAUCCGAGCCAAUGGGACAUCAAAUUUAAAGAAGCUAAUUUUGUUAUUCAAAAUCAAGAAGUAGUUUCUAUAAAGAAUAAUCGUAAUAAUCAGGUUUUCAAAAUAGGAAAUUCAAUUUUCAGUGAUGAAGUCCCUUCAACAAUUGAAAAUUUGAAUUCAAAUUCAGUUGCUUUCACAGAUAAUGGAAACGAUUAUGAAGCAGAAUUAUUCAAUUGUCAGAAUCAAUUGACUAAUUUGACAAAUUCAGAAUACAUAAAAAUCUUACCACGCUGGGAAAAUUAUGACUCAUUCAUGUUCCCUCUAUCAUCACAAAUUAAAAAUUGCGGUAAUAUUAUCAAGAUUACACCGAGUUCAUAA